GGUAGACCUGUUAGGCUAUUGCAUUCCCCCGGGUCAGAACUGUUGGGACUUGAAGGGUGGUGGAGAGAGAGGGAAGGAGGGGUGGGGUAAGAUGAUUAUUUUUCACAGAGGAGGAAUGCUUUUAUCAAAUUUUGAGUUGAAUAAGUCUCCAAAAAUAGAUUGCCAUGGAUUCUGGUCCCACAUUUAAUAUUGAACUGUCACUAAAACCCACAAAUCUGUUUUUUUCCCCAAAGUAUAAUUGACAUAGCACAUUGUGUUAGUAUCAGAUGUACAACAUAAUGAUUACCUAUCUACACCUCAAAACGAUCACAGGAAGUCUAGUCACCAUCUGUCACCAUACAGAGUGACAAAAAACUUUUCUUCUUGUGAUGAGAACUUUUAAGAUUCUCGGCAACUUUCAAAUUUGAAAUACAAUAUUGACUAUAGUGACCACACUGUACAUUACAUCCCAUGACGUAUUUAUUUCAUAACUGGAAGUUUGUACCUCUUGACUCCUUUCAUCCAUUUUGCGCCCUCCCCCCAACUGCCCUCCCCGAGAGAGGGUUAUUUUUGAAGACAUGUUUAAGAGGUAGGAUUGACAGGCCUUGAUGUUGGGUUGGAUGGUAGAGGGAAAAGGUAAAUGUCAAGGUUUUUGGUGGCAUAGCUGGAUGAAUGAUGAUACCAUUCCCUGAGCAAGGGCCCUGGAAGAUGAUCACUUUUACGGAGGGGGGUGCAGGGGAAACGAGCAUGAAUUCAGCUGUAAAUGCUUUGAGUUUGAGGUGCAUUUGAGACAUCUAGUUGCUGUCGCGUAGGCAGUGGAAUAUUUGGGUCCUGAGUGUGGAGAAUUCUAAGCCAAAUAUAGAAAUGCUUGACUCGUGUACUUCCAGGUGGUUAUUGACAUGUCAGCAGACGAUUGCCUGGGAAAGGCAUGUAGAGUGAGGAAGGCUCCAAAGCCCAGCCAGAGGGAGAGGCCACAGUAGCAAAAGGGACUGACCUCUAGUUACAGCAGAAAGAAAGAGGAUGGAUGCAGAUAUACUGAGGUUUGUGUGUUUGCCUUCUGGAACAUGAGAGUAUUUCCUUUGAUGUCUCCUGUGUUCUUUGUGAAGUAGGAAGUAAGGUGGUUGGUUUGGAGAGAAGAAGAGUUCUGAAGUUUUAAGACAGUGGGAAAGUUUUGAGAUAACCUUUGUGGAAAAUGAGUUGACCAAGGACACAGUAGGACUGCUGAACAAUGUGGUGUCCCCGAGAGGCUGGGGACUUUGAGCAAGGCGUGAACCUCAGCACUUCUCCCUGGAGCGGUUGUUACCGCCGUCAUCUCCCCGCUGGGCUCCUGCAAGAGCCUUCCCCCUCGCUUCUCUGCCUCCGUUCUCUGUCCCCCCCCUUCCCAGCCCAGCUUUCCUACAAAGCACCUAGAGCUAUCUUUGAGAAGUAUAAAUCGGGCUGUGUUACUUCCCUGUCCAGAGCCCUGCGGUGACUUGCUCUUGCACUAAGAAUAAUUCAGCCCAGUCCUUACCCUUGCCUUAACCCUGUGUCAGGUGAACUGGCUUCACCUCCUACCACUCUCCAGUUCAGCCAUGCUGACCCUACUGCUUCUUGAACAAGUCAGACACAUUCCCAUCUUGUGGUCUUUGCACUUAACUGUUCUCUCAGUCUGGAAUAUUCUUUCUCACAUCUUUUUCUUGUCUGCUUGUUCUCCUUUCUUCAUUCAGGUCUUUGCUCAAUUAUCAUUUUUCAGAUAGGCCUUCCCCGACGACCCUGUCUAAAGUAGCACUGGGUCAGCUCAACCCCUUACACUGUUUCACUCUUCUCUGUACCUCUAAUCACUUCCCAACUAGAUGUAAGUGCCAUGAGGUCAGGGAUUUAAUUUUUUAAUCGGCUAUAUAUCUCUAGCACCCGUAACAGUGCCCAAAACACAGUGGGCACUCAGUAAAUAUUUGCUGAAUGAAUGAAUGAACAAAUGGAUGUAUUUAUUACCUGUGUUCUCCCUAAAAUGUUUGUUCCUUGAGGAUAGAGACUUCAUCCUGAUUUCUCUUUACAUGUAUCUCCACUGCCCAGUGACAUAAAUCAGAGUAUGUUGCUUUGCUCUUGUUGACUGAAUGAAGGAAUCAUGCUGUAUAAUGGAACCAGUCUGCCCUGCUGUGUGCCUCUCCCUCCAGGAUGCCCGGUGGCACCACCCAUUCACCUCUCCACUGAAACUUCCGUCCCACCAACCCACUGACAGAACUCUUAUUAAAACCGAUCUGGGGGCUAGACCCACUGGACGCGUUCUCAGAGCUGUUAUUCCUUUGUGGGUCCUGUUGGCCCUGCCUCUGCCUCCCGCCUCCCACCUCUGCUGACACCGCCCAGGUUCCGGCUUCAUCGGUUCUCAGGCAACACAGUUACCUUCUAACUGGUCCCCCUGCCUCCGGAGCACUUGAUCUCGCCUUUCACACUGUUGCCUGGAUGAUCUAAAAGACAAAAGCAAACAAAAACCAACUCCGUGGAGUCUGAGUCCCUGGAUUCGCAGUGCUCCUUCACGUCUGCCUUUGUGUGUGCUGCUGCUCAGCCUGGAGCGCCCCUCCCCUCCCCGUUCUUUGGCUUUUCCGAGCCCUUCUAUACCUAGAUCAGACUCUCAGCUCUUUGAAGACAGGGACAGUCUGUGUCUCUACAAGUGCUUGGCACCCAGUAAAUGAUCAUGGGAUAAGUGGUUGUUCAUUCAUCUUCAAACUCCCGACACCCAGCAUGGCAUGGGUUGGAAGUGGAGUCUCUCCCUGGACCUGACGACAACCAACAUCAUGCAGUUACUAACUGCUCUACCCUCACCUAUUGAUGCCUCCCAGGAAAAAACGCCACCAAAUUUCCCAGAAACCCCAGCUGCUAUUCCACCAACAACCACUGGAGGGCCCCAAACACUGCUAUGGGUCUCCCCAGCUUCCUAUCACCCACACUAGACAGGUGGCCAGCAAGCCUGUUGACCCCAGCACCAUCACUUCCUGGGUAUCACCUCAGUUUGAUACAACAGCAGAAAGCUGGUUCCCAGUCAACCGGAAGCGUCAUCACCGAGACCAGGCAAGGCGUUCAAGUCGAAAAUCUACCAGCUCCAAGUUUCCACACCUAACGUUUGAGAGUCCACAGUCUUCUGCCAGUUCAGCCAGACCUGGGAUCCCCCUAAUCAGGGACGGCCCCAGUCAACCAGAAAAGGACAUUUCUGGAAGGCCCUUGGUUCCCAUGCUCAGCCCCCAAAGCUGCGGGGAGCUGUCAGCACAUGCACUUCAGAACUUCCCUUAUGUGUUCAUUCCACCGGAUAUCCAGAGCCCAGAGUCCUCAGGGCAGGGAGGGCCCAUUCCCUCGCAGCAGAGGGAAAACAGCCUUCCCAGCUGCUCCCUUCACACGAGCACGCCCAAGAGCCCAGAGCCUGGGCCUGUUCUGGUUAAAGACACUCCUGAGGAGAAGUACGGGAUAAAGGUCACGUGGAGGAGGCGACGACACCUGUUCACUUACCUCAGGGAGAGGGGGAAGCUGAGCAGAAACCAGUUCCUCGUGAAAAACUGACUGCGUUUCUCGGACAUCCGUGGUCUCAAGAAAUUGAUUGCUGGAGUCAAAAGGGAAUUGAAUUCCCAGAUUUGCUUUUUAAAAUAUCUUGUGUCAUAAACAGUUUUUAGUGUCAUAAACAGUUCACUUCGUAUUUUCCUUGUAUUAGCUGUUUAAAAUUUUUAAAUAUCUUGUAACUGUUUAAAAAGUCUGUAAAUAAAUAAAUGGCUGCAGAAAGUUUUUAGAGAACGCUGCUUCUGUCACUGAUGCAGCAGUACUGCCCCCUCUGCAAAUGGUCUUUCUUAAUUGUUCCCUUUAACCACUGCUUAUUCAUCCUUUUAAACACCUCAUUCAAACUAAUUCAUUCCACAUGUCUGAGUACCGACUCUGACCGCUUCCUCUGUGACCAGAUGCGCAGAAAAACUCAAAGCAAACUGACUUUUUGUAGUUGAGCUGCUGCCUCUGCAAUCUUGGCUCAUCUGCUGAGAGGGCUGGAUGAAGAAAGGGCAGCAAGCCUGUUUUAAUGAGUCAGUGGGACCAAGGGAGAUAAAGGGGACAUAGGUUACUUAGGGUUACUAUGUUUUGAAUUUUUGUUUCCAACUGUAGUAAUCUGUAAAUAUUAAAUAGGGUGGGAAAACGAUUUCUUGUAACUUUAAAAUGUAUGUAAAUAAAUAUAUAAUCUUUUCAAAUA
This is a messenger RNA of Physeter macrocephalus (sperm whale), 4177 nucleotides long. It is a transcript of the gene RHNO1, whose product is annotated as RAD9-HUS1-RAD1 interacting nuclear orphan 1. Bases 2785 to 3507 code for a protein of 240 amino acids. The transcript has 5 exons. Lineage: Eukaryota; Metazoa; Chordata; Mammalia; Artiodactyla; Physeteridae. The record is from RefSeq and is a predicted model, not a curated record. Gene Ontology annotation, cellular component: chromosome; nucleus. Gene Ontology annotation, biological process: DNA damage checkpoint signaling; cellular response to ionizing radiation; recombinational repair.